AUGGAAAUCUACACCACAUCUUUCACUUACCCUCGUCGUCUACGACACGCUCAUUCCCCCACCAAUUCGCUUGACUUCCACCCCCGCUCAGAGCUGCGCCGCGCAAGCUCCUACUCCCAGAUCCAACAGCCUCCCAAUGGCCUCGCAGACCCCCAAGGCUCCGCGUCCGCCGCCGACUACGAUGCGCUCCAGAAGCUCGCCAUGCUCGCUAUGAGCAUCCACGGCGUCCACGUCUCGUUCACGCCCGCCGACCAGGGUCGCUCGUGGAACUUCCAGGUCAUGUUAGCUAGGGGCAUGCUGCUCAAGGGCUCUCCCAUCCAGAACCGAGCCUCCAUCAGAGUCGCGCGCUCAGAGAUCCUCGAUUCUCCUUCGUCCAAGCCCGCGCUUAAGCCGGAGGUCCGCCGGCGGUUGGACGACAUCGCCUCGCAGACGUACGCGCAUAUAGCGGUGGUCAACAGUCCGCUCUCGCUCUCCACGCGCACGCUGCCGGAUGGGAUCACCAGUACCGCGGGGUGGACUGGGCUCGAGUCGGAGAGGGUGUGCGAGCUCGUCAUUACAGGGCAUGGGGACUCGGUCGACCUUGCGCGUGUGCGUCUGCUGGUCAUGCUCGAUGAGUUGAGCGGACUGCACGCCGAGUUCUGCGAGAUUGAGAACACGCUUCACUCUAUCAUCGCCGGGCGGAAGCGCAAUGUGCUGCAGACGAUCCAGGAGGAGACGGCUACGAACAUCUACUUCCCUUCUCCCCUGCAGGGAGUUGUAGGCCCCGACAUGAACCCGUCGCCGCCCAACGGCUCCCCAACGGCCCAGAAUAAGGCGAACAUGAACACCAUCUGGAUCACGGGGGAGUUCUUCGGAGUACAACGGGCGCGCGACAUGUUGCUACAGAUGUCCCUGACGAAGGGGAAGCAGCUCAUCUCUCGAGACAGCGCCAUCCUCCCUCGCAAGAUGGACUGGAUGGUAACCGAACGUGCCGAGGACCUGAAGACUUUGAUGCACGACAAUGCCACCUUCAUUCAAUUCCCUCCUAUCGGUAGCUCCACCAGUUUAAUCACGGUUAUCGGCGACAACCGAGUCAACGUUCAGCGUACCAUCAGGUCUAUUAUGCAACUGGCUUGUCAAUUCUAUGUCGCGUCGUUGUGGCUGCUGCCGGCUCAGUUCAACGCCCUCAUGCCUUCCACGAGCUUGAACCCCUCUCAAGUCUCCAUGAUCCUUAAGCAGGUGUCUUACGCCACCGGCGCGGAGAUCGUCUUCAAGGGGAUGUGCUUCGAGAUGCACGGACUGGAGCACGAGGUUCGCUCGGCGGUAACGAUGCUCCUUGAGCUUGACAUAGUCAAGACCUUCCACCAUGAGAUACGCUUCCAAAUCGAGCUUGCCAACGAGCACCGCGAGUUCAUCAGCGGCAAGAAGAACGGGAAGAUCAACAAGAUUAUGCAGACCACGAACGUGAAGAUCAAGUUUGAGACCUUCAACGAACAUAACUUCCUCAUCGACAUCGCUGGUAGCGACGUGUCAGUUCUCCAGGGGUUGACGCUACUCCAGGAGGAACUCCCCGCAGAGGUCUCGUUCCACGUUCCAGAGUCGUAUCACAAGCGCAUUAUUGGUGUCGGCGGACGCAGCAUCCAGCGCAUCAUGAAGAAGUAUGGUGUUUACGUCAAGUUCUCUAACGCCGAAGAGUUCGCGGCUAUGGGAGGCUACAAUGACAACGAGGACAACGUCAUCGCUCGUACGCCUGCUAAGAACGCCAUGAACCUCGACAACCUGAAGCAAGCUGUCAUGGAACUCGUGAAUCCGAAGGAUAAGGACUACAUCAACGAGACGGUGUCUAUUCCUCGGCGGUAUCACCGCACCCUUCUUGGAGAGAAGUCUAUCUUUAUCCAUGACAUCGAGGCGAAGACGAACUGCACCAUGCGCUUCCCUGACAAGGAGAUGGCAUCGGAUCUCGUCACCAUCUUUGGCCCCGAGUCGCAGGUUCAGAUCGCUGCCACCAUGCUCUUCGAUCAUGUGCCGUUUGAGGCUGACAUGGCCGUACCGCCCCAUCCCGACCUGGCCAGGAUUUGCCAGUCGCAGGACUUCCUCGGUUUCGUUGACCGCGUGAAGCGCGACCUGCAAGUCGCCAUCCUGCCUAACGUCAAGUCCUCCGUCGCAAACGGCUCGAUGGGAGAGGCGCUCACGGAGUGCUCGUUCAAGUUCCGGUGCCAACGUAGUAACAGUGACUACCUGGCCACUGCCCGGGAGAUGCUUGAACAGUUCCUCAUCGAGCACAAUGUUCACGUGUACCCAUCGGCCACGUCGCGCACUCACCAGCGCGGGGACUCCUUUACCGACGCUUUCCCGCACUUCGACAGCAAGGUCCUUUCGACGGCUCGUACGCGCCACCAAAACUCUGCCGACCUGGGCAGACCAUCGGAGUCGAUGAUCGACAGGCGCUUGCGUCUCGCGAGCUCCUCCCCAGAUGUCAAGGCGCUGUUCAACAACUCACCGUCGUACUUCUAUCAUCUCGAGGAGGAAGACGACUUCGACUCGCAGGCGAACUACAUGCCGGGAGCAUCCAACAGCGAUUACUGGCCGCCUAUGCCCAUCGGACCGAGCGUUCCGCAUCGCACCCACCACACUGCUGAAGACGCUCUGAAGCGCGGAUCUGACUCUUUGCUGGAGUCCAAGCUCAAGGAUCACCAGCUAUCGAAGCCCCGCGCUCUCACAAAUCGCGCGCAAUCACUUGACUUGACGUUCUCGCUGACUCGCAUCAGCGAGGCCCAUCGGGGUUCCGGCCUUUCUCGUCCGGACUCGCCCGACACCACCGGGACAAACGGCACCUCCAGUCCGACUUCGGUCACGGCUCCAUUGUUCCCCAGCGUGUACGGUCCUCCUGGUGGGUCUCGCGGAGCGGCCGCCGGUGGGUCAAUUAUCGGCAACGGGUCCAGCCACGCCAUGGGCCGAACGGGUAUGAACUACGACGACGAUGCCGUCGACGACGUCUCGAGAGUCAUCUCGAACCUCGGCCUCUAA
This is a messenger RNA of Epithele typhae, 3006 nucleotides long. RefSeq lists its product as uncharacterized. The record is from RefSeq and is a predicted model, not a curated record. Gene Ontology annotation, cellular component: cytoplasm; nucleus. Gene Ontology annotation, molecular function: mRNA binding. The coding region runs from base 1 to 3006 and encodes 1001 amino acids. NCBI's taxonomy places the organism in Eukaryota, Fungi, Basidiomycota, Agaricomycetes, Polyporales, Epitheliaceae. Gene Ontology annotation, biological process: nuclear division. The transcript has 11 exons.